CCGCCAGCAGAACUCCGAACUACUUCCUCCAGCACGCUCUUGGUGGUUUGGUCCACGGUCAAUACCCCCUCCUUUUCAUUCCUCCCCCUCCUUUUUCGAGCGGUGAUUUCGCCUGUAUUUCAUCCAGCUGGGACUCGAGGCCGCGCAACCAUGACGCUUUUUAUCCUUACCGAAACCAGCGCGGGUUACGCCCUGCUGAAGGCCAAGGACAAGAAGUUGUUGAAGAGAGAUGAUUUGGCUGAGGAGGCGUCCACGCCGGAGGGUGUCUCGAACUUGUUGAAAUUGAAGAGUUUCCAGAAAUUCGAGAGUGCCACCGCCGCUCUGGAGGAAGUCGCUUCCCUUGUCGAGGGAAAGGUGACUCCUCGUCUUGCCAGUCUUCUUGAGGAGAUCAAGGAUGAGAAGAAGGCUUCUCUGGCCGUCGCCGACCCCAAGCUCGGUAACUCCAUUGGCAAGCUUCCCGGCCUGUCGCUGCAAUUGGUGGCCGACUCCUCGACCGCCGACGUCUACCGUGCCAUCCGUGAACACCUGCCCACAUUAAUCCCCGGCCUCAUGCCCCAGGACAUGUCCACCAUGUCUCUGGGUCUGUCUCACUCCCUCGCUAGACAUAAGCUGAAGUUCUCGCCCGACAAGAUCGACACCAUGAUCGUGCAGGCCAUCGGUCUGCUGGAUGAUUUGGACAAGGAGCUGAACAACUAUGCCAUGCGUGUGAAGGAAUGGUACGGCUGGCACUUCCCCGAACUGGCCAAGAUCCUGAACGACAAUUUGGCCUACGCCAAGCUUGUCCUGAAGAUGGGUAUGCGCUCUAACUGGGAGUCCUCCGAUCUGGCCGAGUUCCUUCCCGAGGAGCUGGAGCCCAUCGUCAAGGCCGCCGCGGACCGUUCCAUGGGUACCGAGAUCAGCCAGGACGAUCUGGAGAACAUCCAGGCCCUGGCCGAGCAGGUUGUUGGCUUCUCUGAGUACCGCCAGCAGCUGGCCGGCUACCUGACCGCGCGUAUGAACGCCAUCGCCCCCAACCUGACUGCCCUUGUCGGCGACCUGGUCGGUGCCCGUCUGAUUGCCCACGCCGGCAGCCUGACCAACCUCUCCAAGAGCCCCGCCAGUACUCUCCAGAUUCUCGGAGCCGAGAAGGCUCUGUUCCGUGCGCUGAAGACCAAGCACGACACGCCCAAGUACGGUCUGAUCUACCACGCUUCGCUCAUCGGUCAGGCCACUGGCAAGAACAAGGGUAAGAUGGCUCGUGUUCUGGCCGCCAAGGCCUCUCUGGGUCUGCGUGUGGAUGCCCUCGCCGAGUGGGACGAGGAGGCCACGGAGGAGGACAAGUCCGCUCUGGGCACGGAAGCCCGCUACAACCUCGAGCGCAAGCUGGCUGCCAUGGAGGGCAAGCCCCUCAAGCCCCGCGGUGUCGCCAUUGCCCCCACCGGCGGGCCGCAGAAGUUCAACGUCAACGAAACCCGGAACUACAACGCCGACGCCGACGCUGUGGCUGAAGAGCCUGCUUCGGCCAAGAAGCAGAAGAAGCUGGUCCAGGAGGUUGAGGAUCAGGAGAUGGCCGACGCCGACUCCGACGACGAUUCGUCCGACGACUCGGAAGAGGAGUCGACCAAGAAGUCCAAGAAGAGCAAGGACGCCGACCUGGAGAAGCUGGCCGAGAAGGCCGGACUCAGCCUGAAGCGGUACAAGCGCAAGCUCGAGCGCGGCGAGAUCGAGUUCGACGCGGACGGCAACCCCAGCUCGGUCAGCAAGAAGGACCUGAAGAAGGCCAAGAAGGAGUCCAAGAAGUCAUCCAAGGGUGACGAGAAGAAGCGCAAGCGAUCAGACGAGACCGAGGAAGCCGACUCCGAAAAGAAGAAGAAGAAGAAGAGCAAGAGCAAGGAUUAAAUGUUUUUUUUUCGAUUCAAGAAAUGAGGAGUCCGGCAGAAAAAGUUCCCCUUUAAAGCACAGCUGAUGGGCCAUGUUGCUUCUUCUACGUUUUUCCUGUAUGAUAUCACAAUCUGUGGGCUUGGAAUUUCUUUUUCUUUGUGAUUUUUUUUUAUAUUGCUGUUUUCCACUUCAAUCUAUGUUUUCUUGGGUGGCAUUUAUGGAUGGAAUGCAGGUCUAUCCACGGCGCAGCGGUGCUCGAGUUGUUAUCAAGGAAGUUCAAAUAAUUCAUUCACC
Messenger RNA from Aspergillus steynii IBT 23096, 2154 nucleotides. RefSeq names its product RNA-processing protein NOP58 (gene nop58). The record is from RefSeq and is a predicted model, not a curated record. Gene Ontology annotation, molecular function: snoRNA binding. NCBI's taxonomy places the organism in Eukaryota, Fungi, Ascomycota, Eurotiomycetes, Eurotiales, Aspergillaceae. The transcript is spliced from 3 exons. The coding region runs from base 151 to 1878 and encodes 575 amino acids. Gene Ontology annotation, cellular component: box C/D methylation guide snoRNP complex; small-subunit processome.